Molecule: messenger RNA, 14747 nt
Organism: Acanthaster planci (crown-of-thorns starfish)
Lineage: Eukaryota; Metazoa; Echinodermata; Asteroidea; Valvatida; Acanthasteridae
Gene: dync2h1
Product: dynein cytoplasmic 2 heavy chain 1
Biological process (GO): microtubule-based movement
Cellular component (GO): axonemal dynein complex
Molecular function (GO): minus-end-directed microtubule motor activity; dynein intermediate chain binding; ATP binding
Source: RefSeq, a predicted model, not a curated record
UAUAGGCCGUGUCCGGCAUGUCGAAUUCCUGCGAGCCAAAGCUGUCGAGAGAAUGACAGACGUCAAUGUCAAAAAAACAUACAAUCAACAAACCUAAUGGUCACGGAACACACAUAUAUGCAGAAUGCCGUCAGUAGAUGUUCGAAAAGAUUUUCUUCUUGGCAGCUGUGCCUCCUUCUUUGACAUUCCAUCCGGAGAUGGGGUUAUUUCUCAUCUCUUUAAUGCCAAGGAGCUGAACACCUUCCUUGAUGAUGCUAACUGCUCAGUGCUGUCAGCCAAAGUCAACAGUCUAGGCAAUGAAAGAAAAGUGCUCCUCAGCAACAAAGUUGAUCCAAGCGAGACAGGUGAGAAAGUUCUAAGCUUCUUCAAGGUCCGACCAAAUGUCAUAUCACAAGACAAUGUAUAUUCGGAUAUCUUCUGUCUGUCCAUGUUGGACUCUCCAUGCAGCGCCUUAUACCAUGCUGUGGACAAGGUGUAUGCCCCGUUGCUCAUCAAGGAUGAGAAAUGGAGUCGCACAUUGGAUCCCAAGCUGCAGAACCUACUUACUGAAUUUCAGGCAGGAUUACAGAGCCUAAUCAGGAAGAUUGACCCCUCACAGGCUGGUAAAGUGGUCAGAGAUGACAGUAAUUUUGCAGGUAUCUUGACUCCCAGUGAUGAAUUUCAGUACUGGGCAGAGGUCGCUAUUUCGGGCACCAAGCUAGAAACCAAGGAGCGGGCCCAGCUUUUUCAGCAAUACUUUGAACCGAUUACAAGAGACUACAAUAACUUAGAUGCGUUGUCAUUAGCUGAAGGAUUAGACCUGGUGGAAACAACACAAGAUGCAUUGGAUGAUGUCUGGAAGCAGGGUGAAUUUGACCCUUAUCCAGAGAAGAGAAUGAAACACUUUAUAGAAGUCAUUGGGAGUUCCCUUGGCAGAUAUGCUCAGAGGAAACUUAGUGUAUUCAAGCUGUGGGAAGACCCUUACCACAGAGUCAAGGAAUCCCUGACACAAGCCAUUGCUAUCUGUGAUAAGUGGGUGGCAUCUUGUGAGAGACUGACAGAGCAGUUCUGGAAGAGAGACCCUAUCCAUCCCUGGAAGAGCUCCAAGUUUGCACCAGAAGGUCUGGUCCAACUAUCGGCCAGACUUCAGGAGAUUGCAACCUUGAGGACGGUCCAUGAGCAGCUAGCACGCCUUCUGUCUACUGGUGAGCAACAUGAACUCAGGACAGCUGAUGCAUUCACACAUUUCAGAGGACUCAACGCCUUACAAUACAACCCCUACACAGAACCUAUGUGGAGAGCAGCUGUUACUCAGUAUCACAGAGCAAUGGCGCCAGCUGAGCAGCGUAUUGCAGGCAAGCUACGAUCUCAGCUGAGGAAUCUUGAGGCAAGCCCCCAGCAAUUACUGCGAGAGUUUCUGAAGAACAAAGAGCUGGUGAGCAGGGAGGGUGUACGUAAGGAACUAGUGUCAGAAAGGGAAACUCUUCUGGGUCAGCUCCAGGUCUACCUUAAAACAAUCAAAGAUGACUUCAACACGCGCAUCACUGAUACUAGCCCUCCAACUGGCAAAAAUCUACCGGAGGUUGUAAACAACAUUGUGUGGGUCAGACAGCUAGAAGCAAAGGUUGAAGAGACGUCCUCUGUAGCUGAGGCACUCCUGAAGGAUCUGUCUGGAUUCAGUCGUUUUAGGAGGAGUGCUGGGGACUUGGUGGAUGAGUUACGGAAUUGGCGGCAGGAGCAGUUUGAUAACUGGUCUCGUGAGAUGCUGGCAGCUAUAGAAGACCCUAAGAAACCUCUCAGUCUGCAGAUGAGCGGUCGCCUGAUGGAGUUUGAUACCAAGAACCAGGAAUUGAAAGUGUCUUACAGUGAGCGUCUUGUCACGCUUAUACGAGAAGUCAGACAACUACAAGCCUUAGGAUACCCAGUGGCUGCCAAGAUACAACACACAGCUGCCAUUGCUCAGAAGUUCUACAAACACGGAGUUAUCCUUAAACAGGUGGCUCACUUCCACAACACCAUUGCAGAGCAGAUGAUACCCAGCCAACGCAACAUGAUGCUGCAGUCAGCCCUUGCCUUUGAGCGCAUGAUAAAGAAACCCAAGACAGGAGCCAAGGAUGGAGGAGGGGGCAAGGUGCAGAUAACAUGGGACAAUCCUGAGGAACUGGAGGCAUAUAUCGUCAAGUUACGAGCUGCUGCUGAGAAGUUGACCACGGAGAACAGGAGACUUAGGAAGUGGCAUUUUACUGUAUCAGAUAAGGUGAUUCAGCUGAUGUCAGUGGACCUGCUCCGCCAGCAGCCUCGCUGGAAGGAAGGUCUACAGGAGAUCCGUGGCAUUAUGAGCACCUUAGAAAACCAGGGAUACAAGAGAGAAGACAUGAAGAGCUGGAAGAUACAUUGGGAUUGGCAGCUGUAUAAAGCCUUAGAGCAUCAGUACCAGAUGGGGCUGGAAGCAUUGAAUGAACACUUGCCCGAGAUCAAAGUGGAUCUCACAUUCAGACAGCAGCGUCUUCAGUUCCGUCCGCCCUUAGAAGAGAUCCGAGCUAAAUACUACCGUGAGAUGAAGAAGUUUAUCAGUCUGCCUUACCAUUUCCGAGGUUUGGCUGACCCUGGAGAUAACGCCAUCUUCCCAGUUCUCAUUGAGAGGCAUGCAUCGUCAUUCUCCACUGUCUAUCAGAAAGCUGAAGACCUCUUCGACAGAUUAGCUAAUGUCAAGAAAACUUUCAAGGACUGGGUAGUUUUAGGAUCAGUUGAUUUGGAUAAGCUGAUAGAAGGCAACCUACAUACAGUGGCUGAUUGGGAGAGGAACUUCAAAUCUCUGAAGGCUAGAGGCAGGGAUAGUGAGAAGCUGCCAAGCCAAAUCAAAGUGGACUGCAUCACUGUCUCAGCUGCUCCAGUCAAGACCACCAUUGACAGUCUCAUCCAGCGCCUCUUUGAUGCCCUCUUAUCCUCCCUGAGAUAUUCCAUCACUGAACACAUCAAUGAGAUUGACCGCUUCCUCAAAGACUCCAUGGAAGCAUUGUCUACACGACCACAGACAGUGGAAGAGAUAGGGAAGGCCAAUGCUAAGCAUGCAGAGCUCCAGGCCAAGAAACCAGAAAUCAAACCUUUGUUUGAGAAAGUAGAGGGCAAGAAUAAACUCCUGCGUACUGUGUCAGGUGGAGGGAUAGAACAGCUGAGUCAGUUGCAUUCAAGAUGGGAUAAGUUUGAACUGAUGAUGGAGAGCCAUGAACUCAUGGUCAAAGAACAGGUAGAGGUUAUGAAGAGCAAUGUGGAGUCCAGAGUGGAAGCCUUUAGGGCAGAUCUUGAGAAGUUUGCUGCUCGCUGGCACCAGUUCAAACCCAAGACAGACAUCAUUGAGACUGGAGACAGGGAAUCAUGCUCCAAGGCACUGACCACUGUCAAGGAAAAGAAACAGGAGUUUGAAGAGCUAGAGAAGACUAGGGAAAGUCUAGUGUUCGAUUGCAAUCACUUUGGUCUUGAUGAGCCUCAUUUUGCUGUAGCUGAGGAGCUGAAGGAAGAUUUCAAGCAGAAUGAAGCAAUGUGGGCUCUGUAUGAUGAAUUCAGUAACGGACUCAGAGGACUGGAAGAUACAGAAUGGAUCGUCUUUAGGUCUAAGACGUAUCAGUUUGAUGAUUUCUUGGCUCUUUGGGCUGAGAAGCUGCGAGCAGAGGACAUGGAACACACCAUGAUGACUGUCAGACUGACCAAGGAUGUGGACAAAUACAAGGCAGUUUCACCCAUGCUGAAGUACGUUAGCAGUGAUGUAUACUCACAGGAACAUUGGCAUGACAUGUUCCGCAUGCUGAAGAUGCCACGCAGCACUACACUGGAGAAGCUUACCUUUGGUGACAUCCUGGGAGCAGCUGAUCAAAUCAUUGCUAACAGUCAAGCUCUGAAGGAUUUAUUCAACCGAGCCAAGGGGGAGGUGUCAAUCCGUGAUGCCCUGAGAGAACUGGACCUGUGGGGUGUAGGUGCAACUUUUGUGUUGACUGAAUAUAAAGACAGCCAGUCAGAGGUCAUCAUGCUCAUCAAAGACUGGAAGGAAAUUGUUACAGAGGUUGGAGACAACCAGAGCCUUCUGCAGUCUCUCAAGGAUUCUCCUUACUACAAGGGCUUUGCUGACAAGGCCACCAUUUGGGAGCAGAGACUGGCUGAUCUGGACGAGUUCCUUCACAACUUGAAUCAAAUCCAGCGCAAGUGGGUCUAUCUGGAACCCAUCUUUGGCCGAGGGGCUUUGCCCAAGGAACAGGGACGUUUCAAGAGGGUUGAUGAUGAUUUCAGGAAUAUCAUGAUGGAUGUUGCUCGUGAUAAUAGAGUGUUGUCCCUAGUGGGUAGACCAGGAUUGAGGAAUACCUUGGUGGCUCUUCUAGAUCAGCUGCAAAGAUGCCAGAAAGCUCUCAAUGAAUUCUUGGAGGAGAAACGUUCCAUCUUCCCCCGCUUCUACUUUAUCGGGGAUGAUGAUCUGCUGGAGAUCCUUGGCCAAUCCACUAACCCAGUGGUCAUCCAGACACAUCUCAAGAAGCUAUUUGCAGGCAUUCACAGCGUGGAAUUUGAUGAAGGAAAUAAGAACAUCUUGGCCAUGAAAUCUUUGGAAGGAGAGGUGGUACCCCUCAAGAGCCCUGUGCAAAUAACGGCCGAUGUAGAGGUCUGGUUGGGUGAGCUUGCUCGUGAAAUGAAGGAGACUUUACAGCAGUUACUGGUGGAAUGUCUUCGGGCUCAAAAAGGUGGUCAUGGACAAGGGGUCGACCCCAACAAGUUCCCCUCACAGAUCUUGUGUUUGGCCAAUGAGAUUCAGUUCACUGAGCAAUGUGAGUCAGCCAUGAAGGAGAACAGCCUGCAGGAAUAUCUGAUAGAGUUAGAAGCCCAGCUGGAAGGCUAUACAUCUGUGGAUAUACAAGGAAAUGGAGAGAAUGACCAAGCUAUGCAUGUACUGGAGCUCAAACUCAAGGCACUGAUCUUGGACAAUAUCCACUUCAUUGAUGUGGUGCAACAGCUGAUGAAAGACAACAUCCUGAGCAUGGAGGAGUGGAUGUGGCAGAAACAGCUGAGGUUCUAUCAAGCUGAUAAAGGGAAGGCUAUCAUGAGAAUGGUAGAUGCAGAGUUCCAAUACACAUUUGAAUAUCAAGGCAAUGCUGCCAAGUUGGUCCACACCCCUCUGACUGACAAGUGUUACCUAACCCUGACCCAAGGCAUGCACAUGGGUAUGGGAGGUAAUCCUUAUGGCCCAGCGGGUACAGGCAAGACAGAAUCUGUCAAAGCCCUUGGAGGCUUGUUUGGAAGACAGGUACUAGUCUUCAACUGUGAUGAGGGUAUUGAUGUCAAGUCCAUGGGUCGCAUCUUCAUUGGUCUGGUCAAGUGUGGAGCCUGGGGUUGUUUUGAUGAAUUCAAUCGUCUUGAGGAGGCGGUAUUGUCUGCUGUGUCCAUGCAAAUCCAGACAAUCCAGGCUGCAUUGAAGAGCAAGAAGGCAAACUGUGAACUGCUGGAUAGAACGAUUGACAUUGACCCCAAUUCCGGCAUCUUCAUCACCCUCAACCCAGCUGGCAAAGGUUACGGUGGUCGUCAGAAGCUACCAGAUAAUCUCAAGCAGCUUUUCCGGCCUGUGGCCAUGUCUCGGCCUGACAAUGAACAGAUUGCUGAGGUUAUUCUCUUCUCUGAAGGCUUCAAGGAUGGCAAGAGUCUGGGUCGCAAGCUGGUAGCCAUCUUCAACCUCUCGAAGGAGUUACUGACCCCUCAGCAGCAUUAUGACUGGGGUCUGAGAGCUCUCAAGACGGUACUCAGAGGAUCAGGUAACCUGUUACAGAUUGCAAGACGACAACAAGCCAAUGGCAAUACCAACAGCAAGAUUGACGAGAGCAAGCUGGUGGUCCAAGCCCUGCGUGUGAACACCUUAUCCAAGCUAACCUUCUCAGACAGCAGUCGCUUUGAUGCCUUGGUCAAGGAUGUCUUCCCUGGUGUUGAACUGAAGGACAUUGAGUAUGAGAGACUUGCUCAGAGUCUACGUGAAAUCUGCAAGGAGUCGAACCUAGUCAUCAUGGAAACACAGAUCAAGAAGGCGUUGGAGUUGUAUGAACAGCUUCGCCAGCGUAUGGGCGUAGUCAUUGUUGGACCCAGUGGCUCAGGCAAAUCUACAACCUGGCAACUGUUGAGAUCGGGAUUGAACAAGACAGGACAGGUGGUAAAACAGUACACCAUGAACCCCAAGGCUAUGCCGAGGACACAGUUGCUUGGUCAGAUUGACAUGGACACCAGGGAGUGGUCAGAUGGUGUGUUGACAUACAGCGCUAGACAGGUGGUCAGAGAACCCAUUGAGAUUCAGUCUUGGAUCAUCUGUGAUGGUGACAUUGAUCCUGAAUGGAUUGAAUCUCUCAACUCUGUCCUGGACGAUAACCGUCUGCUGACCAUGCCCUCUGGAGAGAGGAUCCAGUUUGGACCUAACGUCAACUUCCUGUUUGAGACUCAUGAUUUGAGCUGUGCCUCCCCUGCUACCAUCUCACGUAUGGGAAUGAUCUUCAUGAGUGACGAAGAUACCCAGAUCAAAGAUCUUGUAGAGUCAUGGCUGAACAAACUGCCACAGGAGCGUCGCUCUUCUCUCCAUGGCUGGAUUGAUAAGUACUUCUACAAGGCCUUAGAGUGGGUCUUGGCGAGAACCAAUGACUUUGUGGUGGAAACCAGUCAAGUGGGUGUGGUUAUGAAUGGACUGUCCCAUCUGUGGGGGGCUCAAGAUGAAGCUGACUUUGCCAUCUGUUUGAUCAGAGGCCUGGGAGGGAACUUGAAGGAAACCACCAGGCAGAAUUUUGCCAAGGAGGUGUUUCACUGGGCUCGUGAGAAUCCUCCGGACCCACGCAGACCUCUGGACACAUAUUACGAUGCUGGCAGUAGACGAUUCAUGAACUACGUUGUGGAGGACAAUGAUGACCUUACAGCAACUGAUUUCAACAAGCCCAACUCUCUCCCUGUCAUCCGAACUGCUAACGUCCAGCUGUGUCUUGAUUACUUUGCUCCGUGGCUGGACCCAGAUCACAGACAGCCAUUCAUCCUGGUUGGACCUGAUGGAUGCGGAAAGGGCAUGAUUCUACGGCAUUGUUUUGCCAACCUGCGUUCCACCCAGAUAGCUACCAUUCACUGCAGUGCCCAGACUUCCCCUACUCAUGUCCUGCAGAAGCUACAGCAGACAUGCAUGGUGCUUAGUACCAACACUGGCCGUGUCUAUCGACCCAAGGAUUGUGAGACAUUGGUCCUGUACCUCAAGGAUCUCAACCUACCUAAGCCGGACAAGUGGGGGACAUGUCAGCUCAUUGCAUUUUUGCAGCAGGUGUUAACCUACAGGGGCUUCUAUGACACCAACCUUGAGUGGGUCGGAUUGGAAGGUGUACAGAUUGUUGCUAGUAUGAACGCCGCACACACCGUAGGACGCCAUCAGCUGACUUCACGAUUCACAUCCAUUGUUCGCAUAUGCUCCAUUGGUUAUGCUGAUCAGGAUCAAUUACAAGCCAUCUACAGUACUUACCUGAAGGCUGUCAUUCAUACUCGCCUGCCAUCACAUCCUGUCUGGGGCUCGGUCUCCAAAAUUAGUCAGCUGGCUCGCUCCAUGCUCCAAGUCUAUGAACAGACACGUGCUAAGUUCUCCAUUGAUGAGCACAGCCACUACCUAUUCACCCCUCGUGAUCUGACUCAGUGGGUCCUUGGUCUCCUACGCUACGACUUCCAUUCCUCAUCCUCGGACAGCACCAGUGAUCAAGUCCUGGAGGUCUGGGCUUAUGAGGCAGCCCGUCUGUUCAGAGACAAACUAGUCAGUGAAGAGGGAAGGAGUCGCUUUGAUUCCAUCCUACUCGGUGCCCUUCAGUCAGAUUGGAAUGCUGGUCAUAUCUUGCAGAGCAUGUCUGGUGUGUACUAUGUAACAUGGGGAGCCAGGGCAGAAGCAGGGGCAGCUGGGGGUCCGUUACCACCAGUGGGGAAAUCAUUGGGCAAACUCAGCUCAUCUGACCUCAAAGAGGUCAUCAAGAGGGCAAAGGUCACCUAUGCUCGUGAAAAUCGUGACAUAAACAUCCAGAUAUUCCGUGAGGUCUUGGAGUACGUAGCCCAUGUUGACCGUGUCCUGUCUCAGCCUGGUGGUUCGCUGCUCAUGGCUGGUUGUAGUGGGGUGGGGCGUCGCACUGCCGUCACCCUAGUUACUCACUGUCAUCGUAUGGAACUAUUCACUCCUAAGAUGUCUAGAAACUACAGCAUGAAGCAGUUCAAGAAUGAUCUUAAAGGGGUGAUGCAGUUAGCAGGUGUUGAAGGCCAACAGGUAGCCCUUCUCCUGGAGGACCAUCACUUCAGCCAUCCUCAGUUCCUAGAACUCAUCAACAGCCUGCUAUCAGCUGGAGAGAUUCCUGGAUUGUACUCACCAGAGGAGCUUGAACCUCUCCUGGCUCCAAUCAGAGACCAGGCCUCCGAUGAAGGAUUCAGGGGAACACUAGCCAGCUACUUUGCAUCACGAAUUCUCAUCAACCUUCACAUUAUACUGAUCAUGGACUGCAAGAACUCUUCUUUCACCAUGAAUUGUCAGAGCAACCCAGCUCUGUACAAGAAAUGUUCUGUGCAGUGGAUGGAAGGUUGGAGCAAGGACAGUAUGAGGGAGUUACCCAAGAUGCUUCUGAGAAGUCAUCCUUCCGACAGUGAUAAGAAAGAUAAAGGCAAAGAGAGCAAGCGUCAUCGCAAGUUGUCAGGCGGGGAUGACCUCAUCAAAUCAUUCCUACAGAUCCAUAGAUCGGCAUCACAGCAUGACUCCACACCACGUCGUUAUGUGACCUUCUUGCAUACCUACAUGUCAGUGUAUCAGAAGAAGAAAGCUGGGGUGGAACUCAGACAGAAGCACUUGAAGGCUGGUGUGUCAAAACUGAAUGAGGCCAAAGCACUCGUUGCUGAGCUGAAUAGAAAGGCAGCCGAGCAGAGCGUCACGUUGGCUGAGAAACAGAGAGAAGCUGAUGAGGCACUCAAGAAGAUCCAGACAAGUAUGGAGAAUGCUGGAAAGCAGAGGCAGGAAAUUGAGAUCCUCAAACAGCAAGCUGAUGAGGAGAACCAGAAACUGGACAAACGUAAACGCAGCAUCGAUUUGGAGCUGGCUGAGAUUGAACCUCAAGUGCAAGCAGCCAAGUCGGCCGUUGGUAGCAUCAAACCAGAGAGUCUGAGUGAGAUACGAGCAUUGAGAGCACCGCCGAAUGUCAUCCGAGACAUCCUAGAGGGAGUCUUGAGACUCAUGGGAAUCUUUGAUACAUCCUGGGUCAGCAUGAAAAGCUUUCUGGCCAAGCGUGGCAUCAAGGAGGACAUUGCUAACUUCAACGCCCGUAAUAUUUCAGCUGAAAUCAGAGCAGGGGUGGAGGAACUUCUGGAUAGAAACUCAGCCUCCUUUGACCCUCAUAAUGCCAAGAGAGCUAGUGUUGCUGCUGCACCAUUGGCUCAAUGGGUGAAAGCCAAUGUCAUGUAUUCACAUGCACUGGAGAAAAUAGGCCCUCUGGAAGCUGAACAGAACCAUCUCAAAAAGAAUCUUCAGAAAGCCAUGGCUAAGAUGGAGAAGCUUCAGAAAGGACUGGAGGACGUUGACCGACGUGUGGAGGAAUACAAGAGGAAAUUCCAGAAGUUGAAUGAGGAAGCGACCAAGCUAAAACUGGAAUUAGAGAAAGAGCAAGAAACCAUCCAAACAGCUGAGAAUCUCAUUGGUAAACUGGACGGGGAAUACCAGAGGUGGAGUACACAGGUGACGGAGCUGCAGACAGACCUAGAAACACUUCCCAAGAAGGCUCAGAUUGCAGCCGGCUUCAUCACCUAUCUGUCCUCAGCUCCCGAGGAUGAACGGCGUGCUAAGCUCAACUCCUGGGCAGAGCUAGCCGGGUUGGAGAAGUUUGAUAUGAGACGAUUCCUGAGCACAGAGAGUGAACAGUUGAUCUGGAAAGGGGAGGGGUUGCCUAGCGAUGAUCUCUCCAUGGAGAAUGCUGUGGUUAUCUUACAGAUUAACAACCUGCCUGUUGCGAGUUCCUUGAGACCAUUCUUGGUAGAUCCAUCUUCUAGGGCCACUGAAUGGCUCAAGACGCAUCUGAAAGAGGCCAGAUUAGAGGUGGUCAACCAGCAGGAUGCUAACUUCACCACAGCCUUGGAGUUGGCUGUCCGCUUUGGCAAGACUCUGUUGAUUCAGGAGAUGGACGGUAUUGAACCGAUCCUAUUCCCGCUCCUCAGAGCUGAUCUAGUCAGUCAAGGACCACGGUUUGUGAUUCAGAUUGGAGACAAGGUAAUCGACUACAAUGAGGAUUUCCGUUUGUUUAUGACCACACGCAACCCUAACCCUGAGAUCCCACCUGAUGCGGCUUCAAUCAUCUCAGAAGUUAACUUCACCAUAACCAGGGCAGGCUUGACUGGUCAGUUGUUGGCUAACACCAUCCAGCAUGAAAAGCCAGAGUUGGAGGUCCGUAAGACAGAACUAUUGAAGCAAGAGGAAGACCUCAAGAUCCAACUGGCUGAACUGGAGGAAUCCCUUCUCGAGACUCUAGCUAAAUCUGAAGGCAACAUCUUAGAGAACAAAGCCCUCUUAGAAUCCCUAAACAAGACCAAAGAGAGCAGCCAGACCAUCUCCAACUCGUUGGAGGAAUCGGUCAAUCUCCAGGCGUCCUUAGACCAGGAGAGAUCCGCCUACUUGCCCCUGGCAGAGAAUGGUAGCACCUUGUUCUUUGUCAUCAGCGACCUGGCUAAGCUGAAUAACAUGUAUCGCUUCAGUCUCGGGGCAUUCUUGAGGCUGUUCCUGAGGGCACUGGAAGGAAGAACUGAUGGUAGCAGCACUGAGAUGCGUAUCCAGAAGCUGGGUAUCUCCUUACAGAAUCUCAUCUAUGAGUAUGUCUGCAGGUCACUCUUUAAGGCAGAUCGCCUCAUGUUUGCCCUCCAUCUGGUACACGGCAUGCAUGCUCAUCACUUCAAGGAAAAUGAAUGGGAGGCAUUCUUGGGUCAGAUUGUGUCCGAUGUCAAGUCUGACGCCAGUAAGUCAAGAGAUGCCUUACCUAGUUGGAUAGAUCAAGACAGAGUCCAAGCUGUCUCAGUCCUCAAGUCCAAUUUCACCCAGUUGUACCAGAACUUGAGCCUGUCGGACUCCAGCCUCUGGUCCUCCUUCUCAAGGAGCUCUCAGUGUGAGCAAGAAUUCCCAUCAAGUCUAGACAAGAAGAUCUCACCAUUUCAACAGACACUGGUGGUGCAAGCUCUUCGACCAGACAGAUUGCAGAGCUCCAUGGCUAUGUUUGCUUGCAGAGUCCUGGGUAUGAAGGAGCUGUCUCCUCCGACACUCAACCUGAAGCGACUGUGCCAGGAGACAGUGCCUACUGAACCCAUUCUGGUCAUCAUCUCACCUGGUGCUGACCCGUCACAAGAACUACAAGAACUGGCUAAUGAAGUCAUUGGAGCUGAGAAGUAUCACCAGGUUGCCAUGGGUCAGGGGCAGGCAAACAUUGCUAUGCAGCUUUUGCAUGAUUGUGCUCGUAAUGGAGAGUGGCUGUGCUUGAAGAAUCUCCAUCUGGUUACAUCCUGGCUACCGGUUCUAGAGAAGGAGAUAAACACUCUUGAGCCCCAUGAGAAGUUCCGUCUGUGGUUGACAGCUGAAAGUCAUCCCAAGUUCCCUACUAUCCUACUUCAGUCCAGUCUAAAGAUCACAUAUGAGGCCCCACCUGGUAUCAAGAAGAACCUCCUUCGUAGCUACGAGUCCUGGUCUCCUGAGUUUAUCUCUAAGGAUAACAACACCAUCCGUGCUCAGGCCCUGUUUGCCUUGGCUUGGUUCCAUGCUGUCUGCCAAGAGAGACGUAACUUUAUCCCACAGGGCUGGACCAAGUUCUACGAGUUCUCGCUCUCAGACCUAAGAGCAGGUGCUGACAUCAUCAAUCGCCUGUCCAAGAGUAAAAGCAAAGAAAUGAAAUGGGACUUCAUUCAUGGACUGUUUGAGAAUGCCAUCUAUGGUGGUCGUGUGGAUAACCCUUUUGAUAUGCGAGUUCUACGAUCCUACCUAUCUCAGUACUUCAACAAGGACACCCUGACAGGAGGAGGUUCAAGAAAACCCAAGAAGAUAGCUUCAGGAGUGAGUGUUCCUUCCUCAGCUUACUACAGGGAAUACACUGACAUGAUCAAGUCCUUCCCUGAAGAUGACAAGCCAUCCUAUUUUGGCCUGCCAGCCAACAUUGAGCGUUCCUCACAGCGUAUCAUCAGCAGCCAGGUCAUCUCCCAGCUCAAGAUCCUGCGGCGUCUUGAUGAAACUGCAGUCAAGUUUGAUAUAGAUCGAUGGAACACAGAACUGGGACCCAUCUUGAACCUGUGGAAGAAGCUCAACCAGGGUUCACAGCUGAUCCAAAUGAAAUUACAGCCUCCCAGUGAGAAGUCGGGCAAUUCUGAGAGUCCAGUCACCUCUUUCAUCCAGCUAGAGAGAUACAAUGCCAUCACACUCGUCCAGUUUGUUCAUUCCACGCUGGCUGCUCUUAGCAAGGUGAUCCGUGGUACCACACUGCUCACUAGCGAGGUGCAGAAGUUGGCUUCAUUGCUGCUCAAACAAGAGACACCCCUAGAUUGGCUGAGUAGGUGGGAUGGUCCAGAGGAUCCCAUACAGUAUCUGCGUACUCUAGUGGCCCGUACCAUGGCCAUUCAGGGGUGGGUUCAGAAGACGGAGUCUAGGUCCCUGUUGAAUGAAACCCUGGAUCUGUCAGAGCUAUUUCAUCCAGAUACAUUCCUCAAUGCACUGAGACAGCAAACGGCCAGAGAUAUCAAGACUUCGAUGGACAAUCUCAAGUUUGUCUGUCGUUGGGGUGGAAGCAUCUCGGGUGCCAGGCACCAAGUCAAGAUUGGUGGGCUCCAGUUAGAGGGUUGUACAUUUGAUGGAUCUAGGCUGUCUGAAAACCAGAGGGAUUCACCCAGUGUCUGCACUGUGCCCACAUGCACAGUUGCAUGGGUUCUUAAGGAUUCCAGUGAACCGUAUGGUCCAGAGGAAAGCAUCUCUCUACCUGUUUACUACAGCUCAGACAGAGAGAAGAUUGUCACUCAUCUAGCUGUGCCUUGUGGUGGGGAUCAGGAACAUUGGGUGCAGACGGGAGCCGCACUCUUCCUGAAAAGCCUGUGAAUUAGACUGGCUAUGACUGACCAUGAUUACAUCACAAUAAUCUCAAUACCCGCCAGAGUUGUGGGAACGGGUGAACAAAAGUGACAGAUUGAUAGCAGACAGUCUUAAUACAUCCUCAGAAUCUCUGACUCAGGCGCUGAGAAUGAACAGAAUGUUGUCGUUGUGAUCUCCGACAGGUCAUUUAAAUUUGUACACCUGCACAGAUCACUAGUGUGAAUCACUAGUGUGAUCUACUUGCACUAGAACUACAUUUAGAAGACAAUAUCUGUUCUUAGUUUUGCUGGAUGUUUGAACUUCUACUGGGCUAAAUUAAAUCCAUCUUUGAAAUAGUUCUAUUGGGCUAUAAUUUAUCAUGAAUGACAUUUUCAAGUUUGAAUGAUUCAAAGGAACAUUCCAUUGAAGAGGCAUUUUAAGUCUAUUUUCCAUCAAAGUUUUAUGCAUGUGAAUGUAUUACCUGUUCUAGAUCUUCUUUCUGAGUGGCUAAAUGUUUCAAAUAUAAAAAAGGAUACAUGUAGACACAAAACGCCCUGUUUAUUUCCAAAAAAAAGUUAUGAUCAACUUUUUUUUUUUUUUUUGAGUUUUGCCAAAGUUGGUUGUGCUAUGAAUUGAAUGUUCCUUUCAAAUCUGGGAUUGAAAACAAAGAAAUUCCGUUGUUUUGGCCAUAAAUAGACAUUGAUCAGGAUGUAUAAUUCUGCUGUAAACAAUAGACAUACAUUUGUUUGAAAGAGUUCUCAGUGUAUAUUAUGUUGACUGCGAUUUGUAGAUGAAAGGAAAGUUUGUAUAUAGUGGCAUCUAGGUUUUUCUCGUGAAGUGUGUGAAUGAUUUCCCAGUGUAUAUAAUUGGUUUCAGAUGUGAAGGCAACAAAGUACUGAACUAUUUUAUGGAAUGAUCCCUUACUAUGAUUGAUAGAGUUAGUAACGACCGCAAAGUCCUGAAAGUUGUCCUACAUUCGUAAACUCUAUUGCUCAGCAGCAAUCUAGAAAAGUAAAUCUCUUUUCACUUUAACAUUAUUUAAUUUGGAGCACUCCUUUGAGAACUUCAUGCGUUCCACAAUUGCAACAUAGGCACUAUACUAACACGUCAGUUGACAAAAUCAUUAUUAGUUAACAGAAACAAAGGUUUGUCUUUGUAGGUUAUUUCUCAGCUGUUUUCAUUUGAAACUUCUCUCUCCCAAUUCAUACUGCAGGCCGUGUUCCCAGUGAUAUGACUUUUAGCAUUUGGGGUUUGGAAAUACCAAGCCAAGCAUGGUCAUUCUUGUUGAGCAAGCGGUCAAGAUGUCUGCACUUCAAAAUUCGAGAACAAACACGCUUGCAACACCUUUUGAUUUUGGUGCCAAAAGCCUUCAUUUAAUCCAUACAACUUUUUACAGGCAGUAAUAUAUUCAUCUAAGGAAUGAACAAAGUUUUUGGAGACGUAAUCUUACUCCGGAGAUAAUUUUUACUAGUCAUGACUGAUACAGGUUACAUAGGAAUUAUGCACGGUGUUUAACAGAAACCACAGGACAAAUUGUGUGACCUAUUUCUUUCCAGUAGCAUCGUAUGCAGUUUUGUUUAUCAUACUUUGACUGAAUUAUACAAAUACUCUAUUUUAUAAAAUUAAAAGAAGACAACUGCGGGAAGUGUAGUAAUAAACAGAAACCUUGGAAUAAGUCUGA